AAACAGCCACAACCGUAGACAAAAUUGAGAGAGAGAGAGCAGAGCGAAGAGCAGCAGCAGUGUUGCACAGUAGCAGGACGAAGCAAGUAGUAGGUUGCAGAAUGAAGCUUAGCAGUUUGCAGAUAUCUGCCUUGCAGGUUACAGGCUGCAGGUUGCAGGUCAAAGCUCAUGCGGAGACCAAAAGAGGCGAUGUUGGGCAUCAUACUCUAUGGGAAUGAGUGGGCGAGUAGUGGGUAAGAGAACCAAGGCAGUAAGUAGCAGAGAUGAGACCUUUGUUUGUGUUUAGGGUUCUGAUUUGGUCUCAUUCGAUUUUAGGCUUUAGGUGCUUGUUUAACAAAGCGGGUUGCCAAACUAGGUCACAGGUUUUACGGUUUAAAAUAAAAAUUCAGGCAGGAUAGGAUUGAACGUUUCUGCCAAUUUAUGAUCUUUGCAUGCGGUUCAGCAUGGCCAAAGCAUGUGAAGAUUGUAGAAUUGUGCGAUUCUAUGAGCCAGCACACGAUUUUAAUUACCAUGCCUCUAUCAAUCAGGCCCAUAAUCAUUGAUUAUGAAGAUAUUCAUGUGCCAGUUGUUAUUUUCUCACCUUAGAGGGAAAAGGCUUUUGUUGUUGGUUAUAAUUCCUCAUUUUCCAUAUGGAAUAGACUUCAGUGUGAGCCAAAUUUACUUGUCCUAAUAUACUUGACACACUUGAAACAACAGUAAAUUACAAUAACUAGGCUUUGUACAAAAUAAAUCAAUAAUCAAUAUGAAUCAUAGAUUUUUAGUUUAACAAAUUGUUGAUUUUUUGGAUACAUUUUCAGCUUUAGCAACUCAGCAACACAUAUAUUUCAAAUAAAGGUUCUGUUUGUGGAAUUAUAUUGGUUAGAAAGGAGGUUGGUGAAAUGGCCUAGCAUGGAGAUUGGGAAUGGUAAUGGUAGGCUAAAAUGCAUGUAAAAAUGGCCUUGCUGGGAUUUGCAGCUGGGAUCAAGCAGUCCACAAAGGGACUUGGUGCCACACUGCCACUAGCUCUUGGAUAAAUAUGUUAUAUUUAAAUACAAACAAUUGGCUUGAUUUCUCCUCCCAAACUGUGGCAUGGACUGUUUUUUUUUUGUUGUUGUUGUAAUAUGCACUAAGUACUAACCAAAUGGUACAGCAAUCAAUGUUUGGUUUGGAUUUGUUUAAGUUCUUUACUUAGUCUGGUUGAUUCUUUGACUACCCUAAUGUGCAUACUGUAUUUAUACUAGCAGUCAUAUGAAGUUAUCUAGAAGUAAGGGCUAUUGGCUAGCCAACUAUAUCAUAAAGCCAUGCUUAUAAUAAGGGGAAGACUCUUGUUGUUAGCAAAGUUCCAUUGCCUGAUUAUCGUGCAGAUCUUGAUGACCGCCAUGGAUCAACACAGAAGGAGAAUGUCCACAGACAUUGAGAGGAGAGUAGGAAAUCUUUUGAAUAGCUCACAAUCAAUGGGGGCAGCUCCUACAAGUUUUCCUUCUGUAUCAACUGACCCUGGACAUAAACAAUCAGUGUCCACUAUAAAACCUACUUCUUCACGACAGACUGAUUCUUCAAAGGAAAAACUUAGUGUUGCACUCAAGGAAAGGCAGGAACGUGUACAGGCUAGUGAUAGUUUGAAGGAAAUGAAAUUAUUUAGGGAGAAGCUUCCUGCAUUUAAAAUGAAGUCUGAGUUUCUAAAAGCUGUUCAAGAAAAUCAGGUAUUAGUAGUUUCAGGAGAGACAGGUUGUGGCAAAACAACACAACUGCCACAAUUCAUUCUUGAAGAAGAAAUAUCUUGUUUACGUGGAGCUGAUUGCAACAUAAUUUGUACUCAGCCUCGUCGUGUAUCUGCAAUUUCUGUUGCAGCACGAAUAUGUGCUGAAAGAGGUGAGAGUCUUGGCGAAACAGUUGGAUACCAAAUUCGUCUUGAAUCAAAACGUUCUGCAGAAACACGCCUUCUCUUCUGCACCACUGGUGUGUUACUUCGGCAGUUGGUACAAGACCCAGAGUUGACUGGUGUUAGUCAUUUGGUGGUGGAUGAAAUUCACGAAAGAGGCAUGAAUGAAGACUUCUUAAUUAUAAUUUUACGUGACCUUCUUCCCAGACGUCCAGAUUUACGUCUCAUUCUGAUGAGUGCCACUAUUAAUGCUGAUUUGUUCUCAAAGUACUUUGCAAAUGCCCCAACAAUACACAUACCAGGAUUUACUUUCCCUGUGGCAGAGCACUUCCUAGAAGAUGUGUUGGAGAAAACUCGAUAUAACAUCAAGUCAGAGUUUGACAAUUUUGAGGGGAAUUCAAGGAGAAGAAGGAAACAGCAGGAUUCAAAGAAGGAUCCUUUGAUUGAAAUGUUUGAGGAUGUUGAUUUAGAUGCUCAUUACAAAAAUUACAGCUUGGGUGUUAGAAAAUCUAUUGAAGCUUGGUCAGGUUCACAGAUUGAUUUGGGUUUGGUUGAGGCAACAAUUGAAUAUAUAUGUUGGAAUGAAGGUGGUGGAGCAAUUCUUGUAUUUCUAACGGGCUGGGAUGAAAUUUCUAAGCUACUUGACAAACUUAAAGGAAAUAACUUACUUGGAGACUCUAGCAAGUUUUUAAUCCUUCCUUUACAUGGCUCAAUGCCUACCAUCAACCAAUGUGAAAUAUUUGACCGUCCUCCCCAUAACAAAAGAAAAAUUGUGCUAGCAACAAAUAUUGCUGAGAGUAGUAUCACCAUAGAUGACGUUGUGUAUGUCAUAGACUGUGGCAAAGCAAAGGAGACCAGCUAUGAUGCUCUAAAUAAGCUUGCGUGCCUGGUACCAUCAUGGAUUUCAAAGGCUUCAGCUCAUCAGAGACGUGGUCGUGCUGGUAGAGUGCAACCUGGAGUUUGUUUUAGGUUGUAUCCAAAAUUGAUCCACGAUGAAAUGCCCCAGUAUCAGUUAGCAGAAAUCCUCCGAACACCUUUGCAAGAAUUGUGCCUCCAUAUUAAAAGUUUGCAGCUUGGAACUGUCGGAUCAUUUUUAGAAAAGGCACUUCAGCCACCAGAUCCUUUAGCUGUUAAGAAUGCUAUUGAACUUCUCAAAACAAUUGGGGCAUUAGAUGAUAAGGAGGAGCUUACUCCACUGGGUCAACAUCUUUGUAGCAUACCUUUGGACCCAAAUAUCGGGAAGAUGCUUCUCAUGGGCUCUAUCUUUCAGUGCCUCAAUCCUGCCUUAACUAUUGCUGCUGCUCUUGCUUACCGCAAUCCAUUUGUCUUGCCUAUAAAUAGAAAAGAGGAAGCUGAUGCUGCAAAACAAUCUUUUGCCGGUGAUUCUUGCAGUGAUCACAUAGCCCUUCUCAACGCAUUUGAAGGAUGGAAGGAGGCAAAACGUAGUGGGAAUGAAAAGCAUUUUUGUUGGGAUAAUUUCCUAUCCCCAGUAACCUUGCGGUUGAUUGAUGAUAUGAGAAUUCAGUUUCUCAAUUUAUUAUCUGACAUGGGAUUUGUUGACAAGUCCAGGGGUGCUAAUGCUUACAACCAGUACAGUCAUGAUUUGGAGAUGGUUUGUGCAAUUCUUUGUGCUGGGCUCUACCCUAAUGUUGUGCAGUGCAAAAGAAGAGGAAAACGGACAGCAUUCUACACUAAAGAAGUAGGGAAGGUUGACAUCCAUCCUGCUUCUGUUAAUGCUGGGGUUCAUCUCUUCCCUCUGCCAUACAUGGUAUAUAGUGAAAAGGUGAAAACAACCAGCAUCUAUAUUAGAGACUCUACAAACAUUUCAGAUUAUGCCUUACUUCUAUUUGGUGGUAAUCUCAUCCCUAACAAAAGUGGCGAGGGCAUUGAAAUGCUAGGUGGUUAUCUUCAUUUCUCUGCUUCAAGGAGUGUUAUUGAGUUGAUAAGGAAAUUGCGUGGGGAGCUUGACAAACUUCUAAAUAGAAAAAUUGAAGAACCAGGAUUGGACAUUUCUGCUGAAGGAAAGGGAGUGGUUGCUGCUGCUGUUGAGUUGCUGCAGAGUCAAAUCGUUAGAUAAUUUCUUUUUACGGGACUGACAGCAUGUUGUUGAGUCCUGCCAUUCGUUAGCCAUCAUAAUUAGCAUAAGUUUUGGCGAUUUUGGUAGCAGUUUUUAUUGAUCGCUAGCAAUAUUAUUUAUCUAGAAUGUAUAUGUGCAAUAAUUGUGUUUUCUUUGGCUAGGAAGGAGAUACUAAUGGAAAAAAGCCAUGGGUCGAAUUUCACAAUAGAUUCUUCUCAUAAAGGAAACUGGGUAGCCUUAGGCAACAUAUAGCAAUAAUUCUUUCUUUGGUGGAUUACAUACAUUAUUUAGGCUAUCUGUAGCAAUGUUUGACGUAGUUGUCAUUUCUUACCACAAAUUGUUUACUUCAUACAAUU
This is a messenger RNA of Abrus precatorius (Indian licorice), 4294 nucleotides long. RefSeq names its product DExH-box ATP-dependent RNA helicase DExH1. The transcript is spliced from 15 exons. The record is from RefSeq and is a predicted model, not a curated record. Lineage: Eukaryota; Viridiplantae; Streptophyta; Magnoliopsida; Fabales; Fabaceae. Gene Ontology annotation, molecular function: ATP binding; RNA binding. Gene Ontology annotation, cellular component: intracellular anatomical structure; nucleus. The coding region runs from base 1281 to 3938 and encodes 885 amino acids.